Molecule: messenger RNA, 2964 nt
Organism: Schistosoma turkestanicum
Lineage: Eukaryota; Metazoa; Platyhelminthes; Trematoda; Strigeidida; Schistosomatidae
Source: the annotation of a GenBank genome assembly
CUGAUUUUGAACCCUGCUCUGGUAACUUUAGGUCCACUCAUAAAUCCUUGCACACCGCUCCUCACAUUCUUGCAGCAGACAAGGUACCUUUAGGUUAAACACAAGCUCACUUAGUUACACAAAUCGACCUAAAUGAUACAGCAUGAAAAUAUCAAAACUUUGUGCUUCAGCAAAUCACUGUGCGCAAAUAUCAACACGGAAAACCAUUUUCGGUGAUGUGAAGGAGUCUCGUAUCAUUUUUUGCAUUGAUACUUCUGGCAGUAUUUACAGAGUAUGGGAUCAGAUUUGCUCUCAUAUUGUCGAGCAUUUGUGCAAGAUAGCAAUAAAUAAUAAAGCCUUGUAUUUUAAUGUUAUAACAUUCGAUGACAAUGUGAAAUGUUUCCGCUCAAAGCUAGUAAGGGCUUCCCACAUAAACCUACAGGAGCUUAGUAGGUGGUUGAGAAAUGUGUGUUUUGGAACUAGCAGCUACAUUUUUCCUGCGUUAUUGGCAUCUUACUCACAUGUGGAUGCGGAGUGUGUACUGCUGGUCACAGACGGCUUGUUGACCAAGGAGCUGUGCGAAAUACGACAAUUAUCUACAAUUUGCAACUCACGACCCCUGUAUGUAACUCUUUUAAUAAAUAAUGCGAAGCCAAGUAACAGAGUAGUUGAACUAGCUUCUAAAUUAUUAAUGAUGACUUGUUGUCCGAAGAGCAAACUGACUGUUAUAACAACCUCUGUUAGUGGAUGUUUCAUUCAGCUAUCACCGAUUGAGUGGAGUGUCAGAGUCCCUUCAAAACUAUUCGGAUGCCCGAAUUUGUGCUAUGAGUAUUUGCUUGACAGUUUGCAAAAAUUUCCAAACGGAAUCGCUGUUAGAACGUGUCCGAUUGAGAGCUCGCAGACGCGUAGUUUGUCAUUGCAAGAAUCCAUGAAAGAUAGUGCUUGUCAAGUUUCGAACCCUUCAAUUGGAGCACAAUUAACAGAAAGUAACAUUCACCGUCCUAACAUUAGUGAACAACCAAUUCAGAGAAGUGCAUUGCUUGAAACAAACGAUUGUCAAACUCAAACGGUUUCUGGCACGUCCGAGGAAGUAACUACAACGGAUUCAAACCAACUAACCGCUUCGGAACAUAUGUGUGGUGAAGAUCAUGAUCAUCACGGUGUAUGUAAUUCAUGUCUUGCAUGUGAGUGUUCAGAGGAAUAUUCUGGUAAUAAAUAUAAACGAAGCAGAUACCGUGCAGCUAGAUCUUUCUUGAAUGGUCGCUCACAACUUGAUUGGUGGGCUGAUGAUAUUCGAAUAGCUCCUUCCGCUGGUGCUUUACUCCUGGGUCAUACUGUUUUGGCUCCAAAGUAUAAUGAGGGCAGUCGGCUGUUUAUGGGUACUGUACUUUCUCAGGUAGAUUACUAUACAUUUAUUAUCUGCUUUGAAGAUCCUAACUCAAAAGUUAAACAUCGUGAAAAUAUCCAAGAAACUCAUGUACAUCAAUUAUUAUCAUACUUAGAUUUUCAUCGUCAUCCUAUUGAUUCAGGAGAUUAUGUUCUUGUACCUCAAUGUUUACCAAUUUGUGACCAAUUAAAUACUUCACAAAAGUACUAUCUUAUUCCUUAUUGUGUUGCAAAAGUUUUAUCUGGCUACGAAUCACGUUCAUCGAUUAGAAAUGGAUUCACAUUGUCUGACAAACCUAUAACAGUAGAAUUUGUCAAAGACGAAAAUAAUGAAAUGAUUGCAAACAGCAGUUUCCAAAUCCCAUUCGAUACAGCUAUAUGGAUACCUAGUGAUUUGUUUCAAGAUAAUUUAUUAUCAGAUAAAAUUCAAUGGAAAAUUACUCCUAAAGAAGAAUCACGUAAUUUAGAUGAUCAAAUAAAUAAUACUAUCCCAAUCGGUCCUGAUAUUGCUACAUUAACACAAAAUCCUGAAGAUAGAAUCACUGAGACAAUCAAAUCAAAUGAAAAUAUCUUACGACCAUUUAAUCAGUUAGCUCCGUUUUCUAUUGGUGGCAUAAAUGAUAAAAGAAACUCUACGGACAGUAUGAAUUCCAGGAAAAAACGUAUGAAUUAUGCAUAUACAAGAGAUCAGUUAGAUCAAAUGAAGAAUGAGUUUACUGAUUCAGAUUACGCUUCAAGUAUGGACGAAGGUGGUAGUAGUAGUAACCAUCAAAGAAAGAAAACCCCGAAGGCAGAGUUAAACGUUCUAUCCGAAUCAUUAUAUGACUUUCAUUCAGAUGUUGCAAAUCAGUCUAUAGCGAAAAAGGGUGAGAGUGAACGAAUUCGACGUCCAACAAGUGCUGAAGCCCGCAGAAUAUACAACCAAGUGAAAGAUGUUGCGACAGAUGUCGAUCAAGAACUGCCCUACGGUAAAAUGCAUAUUAAAUGGGUUAAAGAUCAAGUUAAGCAUCUGAAUCGUCCCGAAUGGCGUUACUGGGGUGCAAAGCCUAUACCACAACUGAUUGGACCGCCAACAUUUGCACCGUACAAAGACAAGGCUCCUUGGAGUAGAUCGGAUCGUUUACCAACUACAGGCAACAUGCUACGACCUGAGAUCCACUUCGACAAAGUUUCACCUACUUUCAAAUCGAUUGAUCACUAUUCGAGAAACGUAGGAUUGUGGUUGAAGGACUCUUCACUUUCGAAUAAAGGCAUAUUGAAAAAGCAAUACUCAAGUUGUUCUAGCUUACCGAAAUUAAACAAUAACAGAAAUGUAGUCAGCAAUAAAGAUACUAUGAAUCUUGUGGACAGUGUUCGUAAUUUGAUUGAAUAUGACAAUGAAUGCCAGUCAUUACAUGAUAAACAUCAGUUGCAUACUCUAUGCAAAUUUUAAUUUGAUGCAAUUAUUAAAGAUAAUCAAGCUAAUGCGAGUCGAUUUUCCCGCCAGAUUUGUAUUUUUGACAAUCAAGUCACGGAUGAAUGAUCUAUUAUCUUAGACAGGAGGAAGCGAUAAUACAUAUCUUUGGAUAAUUAUUCCUAUUAUUAUUAUUAUUAUUACUA